UCGGCAGGCCGUUCAGCCCCCUCCCCUUGCCCAACCAGUUCCAGGAGCACAAUCGCAGCAGCUCGCCUUGACCACCCAAGGCUCAUCUUCUCCUCAAGAGCAAGCUGGUCAUCCCCCCUUGCCGCGGACUUGUAUUUCCCAGCAUCGCCAUUGGUGCUCGUUUAAACGACGAGAGAGGACUCAGGCUCAGAAGCGACCACCCCCACCCAAGAUGAAACAAUUUGUCGCUAAGCCUUACAAGGAACCGGAACACAAGCCUGAGAAGCCCAAACCCAAGCCGAAACCCAAGCCGAAACCCAAGCCUAAGCCGAAAUCACUGUCGAUAUCGACAGCGACGACGGAGAAACUAAAAAUCACUGGGUUAAUGGCCUAUCAGCACCCGACGACCUCUUUGUAUCUUGGUACUUUAUUGGCCAAUGUCAAGCGUGCACUUCCAAAUCAAGACGGUUUGCAACAAGAGGUGAUGGCUAUCCAUCAGAAGGCCUCGAGCGAAGCGUCACGCAUCAAGCACCAGGGCCAGAGGUUGAUCGGGGAAUACAUCGAACACUUGGUCAAGAAAGGACUUGAAAGCCUGGAUGCCGAGGAUCGGAAGUUUUUAGAUCUUCUCUGUCCGAGAGUCAGUAUGAAGAAUGUCAAAGAUGACGCCGAUGAUGCUAUGGAGGAUGACGAGGACGGGGACGAGAUUGUUGGCGUUGUGGAGGAGGACGAUGACGAGGAAGAGGAUGGCGAUGAGGACGACAUAGACCUGGAAGGAUCAGGCAAGGAUGACAAGGAGCGGUUGCAGUUCAUUUCGAGCUUUUUAAUACACCUGUACUCCGGCAACUUCCCGAAAUCUGUUGGUAUUGGGAUCAAGGUCGAUGCGUUCAUCUCUCGUCUUGAAGGUCUUGAUCUGUACACUCCACCGCGGGCUCGGUCAGAGAUAAACAAAACUCUGCCAUUUACUCCCACGGACCUGGUGCGAUCUGUAGUCGGACAGUUGAAAGCCGAGCUAAAAAGAAUGUAUAAGAAGGGAACUUGUGAUCUACACAAGACGCUGAAGAAGAGGGCGAGCAAGGGGCUGCUGAAGAGGUCCAACGAGGAAAUUCAGAUUCGGGGUGAUAUAUCAGCAGUUGAAAACUACGUCGCGCUGAACAAAUUGACCUAGAACCCCUGAAGGAUUGCGCCCAUGACUACGUCGAAGCAACCCUACAUCGGUGGAACUGGUGUCCAAAGAUGGAGGCUUCGCUACUAUGGAAGGGAUACAAUGGUGGAUAGGCGCAAAGGAGCCAGGUUUCUUGUUCAAACACUUUGUCGCCGAUAUCGAUCCACAAAAUUUAACGAGUCGCCAGAAAGGAAAGGCUGGUCAUCGAGCUGCGAUCAAGUUGUGGUCCCUCGAUGCUCUAAGGAGCCACUUGCAAAAGUUGGAGGAGCCCGGAUUCCAGCCAGGAGAAUAUGCCGAGAAAGGGUAUAUUUCAAGGGGCUCGCUGCUGACGGAUGGUUUUGGACUGUAUCUGCUUGGCUUCAAGUUGAGGGAACUGCAGUGUGUGCGGUACAGGAGACUGCCGGCGGAUCGCCUGCCACCACGGACCACG
Molecule: messenger RNA, 1571 nt
Organism: Gamsiella multidivaricata
Lineage: Eukaryota; Fungi; Mortierellomycota; Mortierellomycetes; Mortierellales; Mortierellaceae
Exons: 2
Coding region: 212-1144 (310 amino acids)
Source: RefSeq, a predicted model, not a curated record